Closterium sp. NIES-65 is the source of this 6876-nucleotide messenger RNA. The record is from the annotation of a GenBank genome assembly. NCBI's taxonomy places the organism in Eukaryota, Viridiplantae, Streptophyta, Zygnematophyceae, Desmidiales, Closteriaceae.
AUGUGGAAGGGGUUUCAGGGCCUGCAAGCGGUCGUGAAGGAAGGUUUGCAGGAGCUGGGCCGCGAUGCGCUCCGCGAGACAGGCAUGAUCAAGGAAGCCGUUGCGCCUCGGCUAGCCGGGUCGGGCAUCUUGGGAUUGGUUGGUGUGCAGUCGGGAGACGAGCGAGAAGGAGAGGGACGAGAGGAAGAGGAGGAGGAGGACGGAUGGGGUCUGGAGGACGACGAGGAAGAAGUGAAGGUUGACGAGCGAGUCGCGUCAGGAGAAUCCGAAGGGCCAAUUCCCUUGUCGUCGCAUCCCUCCGCCUCCGCGCUGGAGCCCUCGCCUGACAUAGAGCCACGUGGGGAAUCCUCGGACCACCCAGGCUUGGCUGUCGCCCCCAACACGAGCCUUUCCUCGCCGUCGCCUCGCGAGGACGACCUUCCCGUUACCGCGUCGUCUCAUAGCGAGGAUAGCGGUAGCGGUGGUGCGGUUCCCGCUGCGCUGCCAGAGUCCAGCGGGCUCAUGUCGUUUCUGGAGCCCGCGCACGAAACGGACGCGCAGAUGUUGCAGCCGCGCGCGGCGGAAGAGCGACCGGACACGCCCGUCGGUGAGAGGGAUGACGUGGCAGGUGAAGAGAGACGGGGUGGCGAUGCGGCCAGGGGAACGGAAUCAGGAACACCCGCUUCCAUUGAAGCUGGGAAACAGAGAUCAGAAUUGCCGGUGGAGGGUCGAGACGCGGGUGAGGCGGCCGCAGGGUGGGAACGGGUGGCUCCUGCGGAUGGGCAGGCGGAGAGCGCGGGUGGGGAGGGACUGGGUGGAGACGAGGGUUCUCCAGAGAUUGGGUUAGCGCGCGGGGAUGAUGGCCCUGGGGAGGCGGGAGGGCACGCGCAGGUGGCGGCAGGCGGAACCGCGGACGGGGAAAGCGGGGAUCGCCCGGCGGCGAGUGCUGCUGGGGUUGCCAGCGAGGAGGUGGGAAAAGGGGGAAGCGAGGAGGAGGAGGAGGAUCGGAAGAGCAGCGGGCGGGAGGUGGCGUCGCUGCGGCGACAGUUGGCGCAGCAGCGGGAGGUGAGCGCUGUUAGGGAGACGGCGCUCGUGGAGGAGCUGACGUGGAUGAAGGGCGAGCUGACGCGGCUGCAGGCGGCAGCGCGGGAGGCGGAGAAGGGGAAGGAGGAAGCGGAGAGGCGGAGAGAGGAGGAGGAGCGGAGGCGAGACGAGGAGGCGCAGAAGCUGAGCGCGGAGAGCGGCGCGCGGGAGAAAGCGCGGCGGAAGGCGGAGGGGGAGGUGGAGCGGCUGCAGGUGCUGUGCGCGCAGCUGCAGGCGUCGCUGGCGGAGGCGGCGGAGGGGCGCGAGGCGGACGCGAAGGCGCGCGAGCAGAUGGCGCGGAGGGUGGAGCGGAUGGAGGACGAGCUGGAGGCGGAGCGCGUGAAGGCGCGCAGCCUGCAGGCGGAGAUGGCGGACGUUGAGGCGGGCGCGGACGAGGAGAUGGGGGAGCUGGAGGAGCGCGUGGGCGCGCUGGAGGCGCGCGUGGCUGAGCUGGAGGCGGAGAAGAAGGGCAUGGCGCGCGCGGCGGAGGAGGAGAGGCGCGAGUGGCGAAGGAAGGUGGAGGCCGCGGAGGCCAUGUCGAGCGCUGCUGCUGCCGUGCAUAAGAAGGACCUAGAGGCGGUGGAGAGGAAGCGGGAUGCGGCGCAGCAGCAGGUGCAGAAGCUGCGAGAAGAGGUGGCAGGAGCAAACAAGGCGCUGGCGGAGGCGAGGGAGGCGGUGAGAGUGAGUGAGGCGGAGAGGGCGGAGCUUGAAGAGGUGGCGGGGGAGAGAGAGGCCAGCAUGGAGGCUGCUCGCACCCAGCUCACUCACCUGCAGGCCGAGUUGGAGGUGGCGCGGAGGGAGGCAGCGGAGGGCGGGGUGAAGGUGGCAGAGGCGAUGGCGGAGGUGUACGCAGCGAGGAAGGAGGCGCGUGCGCGGGGCAUGCAGGCCGAGGAGACCCACCAGCUCGAGGUCAAGCUCUCUGCCGCCACCGCUGCUGCUGCCAGCGCAGCGGCAGAGGCGGAGGAGCUGAAGGGGAAGGUGGCGGCGGGGGAGCGGGAGGUUAAGGAGGUGCAGCGUGGGCUUGCUGCUGUGGAGGCUGAGCUGGCGCUGGCCAAUCAGAGAGUGGCGGAGGCGGAGCAGCAGGCCGAGGAGGCCAAGAGGCAGCGUGCGCAGGCGGAGGGCACGAGUGAGCAGCUCAGGGAGGAGACGGAGCGCCGUGCCAAGUUAUUCAACGCCGCUGUCAAGGCUGCUGUCAGCAGGAUACAGUCGGAGUUGGAGGAGGAGCGGGACGAGGCGUUGCAGCAGGUGCAGCAGCAGGGGGAGGCGAUGGAGCAGAUGAGACAAGACAUGCGAGCUCUGGAGGUGCGGCUGGUGGAGGUGGAGGGGGAGCGGGCGGCACUGGAGAAGAGGGGGGAGGAGGCGGAGGGAAGGGAGGUGCAUCAGCGGGUGGUGGUGGAGCGACUGAGGAGGGAGGUGGAGGAGGGGGAGGGGCGCGUGAGAGCAGCAAUGGCGGAGGCAGAGGGGGAGAGGCAGGCUGGCAAGCAGCUGCAAGGCAAGCUGGCAGAGACGGAGGCGAGGAGGGCAGAGGCAGAGGCGGCGGUGGCGGCGAGAGAUAAGGAGGUGGAGGCAUUGCGGCAGCAGGUGGCAGACAUGCAGCGCGACAGCACUUCGCUCAAGGUGGCAGCGCUAGAGGCGUCCAACAGGGCAGGGGAGGAGGAGCGGCGGCUGCAGAGGAGAAUCAGCGAGUUGGAACAGCAGGUGGCCUCCGCUGCUGCCCGCGCUUCCAAGGCAGAGGAAGCUUCUGAGAAGGAAGGAACCAGGAGAGGGAGCGGUGAUGGUGCGGGGAGCAGUGGGAGCAGCACAGCAGUGGCGUCAUCCGCCAAGGCGCGGGCUGCUGGGGGUGGCGGUGGGGUUGGGGGGGCAGGGUGGAGCAACCCACUGGAGGGGUUGGGGCUGGAGACGGUGCGGUGGAAGGAUAAGCUCAAGGCGGAGAGUGAGGGCGACGUGGAGGUCGGGUCAUCAUCCGCCGACAGAUUACGGAAGUCUCGCCUCGCGCAUUCGAGCCAGAAUCUGCCUGCCACGUCAGCAGGCACACUGGCCUCACUGGUUGGCUCGGCCCGCCGCCUCUUCUUUGAGGAUGAUCGUCUUUCUGCUGCGCCUGGGAGAGUGUCUCGCCGCACCUUCCUUCUAAUUGCUUAUGUCUUUCUCCUCCACCUCAUGCGCGAGAGGCAGACCUCCACAGCAGCCAUGGCGGACCCCCCAUCUCACUCCGGGCGACCGCCUCGCACGCCGCGGACCCCGACGCUGCGCAGCAUACCGACGUUGCGACGCGGGAUGAGCAAGCGAGACUGGGAGCUGGAGCACGACGAUAAGGAGAGACGGCGGCGCGAGCGGAAGGAGCAGAAGCUGGAGCGGAAGCUGCACGACCUGGAAUCGGAGGAUGACGCGGAGCGCAGCGAGGAUGAACCCGGUCACCACCACCGCCGCAUGCGGCCCAAAGUGCCGAUGCUGAAAAAGUUCAAACAGACGAUGAAGAAGAAGAAGUACCAGAAACUUCUGGAGAAGCUGCAGGAGAUUCAGGACGAGCGGACGGAGGAUGAGUUGGCGAAGGUGGGCGAGCUGCGGAAGAUUCUGGCGGAGAAGAACCUGCUGCCGCCCAGAUUCAACGAGCACCACAUGCUCCUCAGGUUUCUGAAGGCGCGCAAGUUCGACAUGGAGAAGACGACGGAGAUGUGGGCCGCCAUGCUCAAAUGGCGCGACGAGUUCGGCGUCGAUGAAUGCCUCAAGUUCGAGUUCCCGGAGCUGGCGGAGGUGAAGCGCGUGUACCCGCACGGGCACCACGGCGUGGACCGCGAGGGCCGCCCCAUCUACAUCGAACUCAUUGGGCGCGUCGACGCCACCAAGGUGCAAGCUCACAGGGGAGAGAGGGGGGAUGAAGGAGCGGCUGUUAGCAGGGAUGGAGAGAGGGUGCUGGGCAUAACAACGAUGGAGCGGUUCCUAAAGUACCACGUGAAGGAGUUUGAGCGCACCUUCGCCCUCAAGUUCCCCGCCUGCUCCCUCGCUGCCAAGCGCCACAUCGACCAGACCACCUCCAUCCUUGACGUCGCUGAAAUGGGUAUGAAAAACUUCUCAGCAGAUGCCAGGAACUUUCUGGCAAUGGUGUCGAAAGUAGAUGGCGAUAACUACCCCGAGACGCUGAACCGGCUGUUUGUGGUGAAUGCGGGGUUUGCCUUCCGGUCGCUGUGGUCGGGCAUCAAGGGCAUGCUCGACCCUAAAACCGCCUCCAAGAUCCAGGUGCUGGGCACGGACUACAAGAAGAAGCUAUUUGAAGCCAUCGACCCCAGUCAGCUGCCGGAGUUCUUUGGUGGCACGUGCACGUGUGAGGGUGUGGAGGGCGGGUGUCUGAUGUCGGACAAGGGGCCAUGGCGCGACGGGGACAUCCUCAGAGUCGUGCGGCUGCAGCGCACGGGCACCAUCAGCGGGGGCGACAACACCGAGGACGUGCUGCGAGGGGGGCGCAUCCGCUGGCAGUCGGGCCAGUUCAAGCUGGAUGCGGAGGACAUAGGCGACACGGGCAGCGAGGUGUCGGACCUGGACGACCUGGGCACGCCGUCCUUCAGCGGGCUCACCACGCCCAACUUUGACCUGGGUCAACAUGAUCUGCACAACCUCGACCUCGUUCGUAACACACCCCCUUUGCCCUCAUGCUCCUCCGCACACCCAUCGUCCAUCAUGUCAAAGAGGGUUGUGGGUUUGCAUGUGCAACACGACCCCCAGCGUCUGAACUCGCUCAACUCGAGUCGUUACUUCAACGACCCCACCACCACCACGCCCUCCUCCGCCGCCUCCGCCGCGCGCCGCUCCGCCAGCAUGCAGCGCCGUGCGCCCGCGUCCACGCACCGCGCUGCAGGGCCGUCCGUCUCAGGCUCCGCCACGUCCAGUGACGACGAGCGCGAGGUGUCGCGCACGGGGUCCGUGGCAUCAGAUGACCGCAGCGGCGAGCUCAGCUCCACAGGCAUGAGUGCAGGCGCGGGUAAACGGCUGAGUGUGGGCGUGGGGGAGGUGACAUCUGGGGCAGGGAGCGCCAGUGGGCGGGCCAGUGGCACGCCGGGAUCAGCAGUGUCGGCAUUGAGAGCGGGCGGCAGGGGGAAGCAGGUCUCGACCCCGCCAUCCAGAAAUUACGGCACAUCAGCAUCAGCAUCAGGCGGGGCAGCGCUAGCAGGCGUGCCCAUGAUGGCGCCCUCCUCCUCCUCGGCGCCCGACUCACUGGCAGCAGCCACGGGGCUCGUCUCGCUGCUCAUGUCCUUCUUCUCAGCUGUCGCCAACCUGCCGCUCCUCUUCUCCCGCAUCGUCAUCACCGUCACGCCGCCCGCCCACCGCCUGGAGGGCGGCGGCGGGGCGGCAGGGGGGGCGAUGACGCCGCCCGGGGCGCAGGCGAUGCUGACACCGGAGCAGCUGCUGCGGCGCGUGCAGGAGCUCGAGAGCCAGGUGCAGCGUCUGCUCGUGCAGAGGGGCGGGGCUGCGGGGGCUGAGCCUGAGAGAGCCGUGGGGCAGCCGGGCGCGAGCCAGGUGGAGAAGCUGGCAUCGGGUCCGUCCACGCCCGCCCUGGCCCCGCGCCCAGAGCCCCCCCCGUCGGACUGGCCGCAGCCGGCAGUGGAGCGCGUCACAGCCCUGGAGUCAGAACUCGCCACCACCAAGAAGAUGCUGAAGGAGCUACUGGACAGCCAGGAGCAGCUGAGAGUGCUCAUUGAACAGCUGCAACUACGCAAGCAACGGAGAUUCGGCGGGUGUUUUGUCGCAUUGGCGACGAUCGUUCUUGUCGCCAGCCAUGCCGCCGUCGCACACGCCCAGUGGGGAUGGGCGCAGGGCGCGGGGGAGACGCAGCUGCGCGCGGAGUACGAGAGUCAGCUUUUCGACGGCGUGGUGACGGUGCUGGUCACCACCGACGAGGUCAAGCUGCUGGUGCCAACACCGGACGAGCUGAGGAAGCCCAACCCCACCUUCGACUACGCGCCCUACCGCGAGCGCUUCCCCCUGCCACAGGGCUCAGCGCGCUUCACAGCCAUCAACCACGUGGACGUCUUCUACGACCCGCUGGGCUGCCUGCCGCUGGGCGACCUUGCCGCCACGCCCCUCGCCGCCUCCACCGCUCUGCAACGCAUCCCACCGGGGCUGCAGCACAUCUGCCACUCGUGCCUCUUCUUCUUCACAUUCUCCUUCCUCACUCCGCGCGAUGCCGACGCCGUGGGAGCGGGGUGCCAGCGCAUGUCGGACAAGUACAGUGUGUGCGCGCCCGACAGCAUCCCUGUCGCGUUUGGAGCGGCGCCGGCGGGUAUUCCCGAGGUGCAGAGGGCGUCGGGGUUUCUCUUUCCCGACUCGGAGCUCGCCGAGGAAGACACCUCCUCCAAGCUGCGCGAGCCCUCCCGCUCCCUCGCCCAGAUAGCGCUACCGGGGGUGGGGGCGUUGGUGACGUUCAACACGACGCCGCAGUGGGACGACGCGCUGCAGGUGUGGCAGCCCAAGUACUACCUCGCCACCAACGCCUCCAAGGUGGUGGGCGUGGGGCAGGCGGUGACGACAACACUAAUCAACGAGGCCUACGUGGCGUAUGACACCAAGCGCACCACCUACGACGCCUACACGCACGCCCUCGUCUCCCCCGCGUCAGCGAAUGCCACGUAUGGCGCGCUGGGCGUGGCGGGCGCCUUCCCCAAGGACCUCUCCUUUGCCCUCGCCUCGCCCCGCCAAGGCACCUUCCAAGUCGUCGCCUCUGGCUUCUCCCAGGUGACACCCAAGUCAGCGCCUCUCCAUGCAGCCGUCUCCCUCUCCCUACCUCUGGCAAUCAUAGCUGCUGCUCUUGCUCUUCUCCUCUGA